Messenger RNA from Paraglomus occultum, 915 nucleotides. The record is from the annotation of a GenBank genome assembly. NCBI's taxonomy places the organism in Eukaryota, Fungi, Glomeromycota, Glomeromycetes, Paraglomerales, Paraglomeraceae.
AUGUUUCAACGAAGGACAACUCCAACAGAACAAACACAGGCGGCACCUUCUAUUCAUCGAAAGAUUACGUUAUCUAUCGACACGGAUUCAUUCGUAUUGACAGGUGGCAAUGAUAUAGUGGAAAUCGAUUUAGACACCGGAAAUCUAUCCGUCAAAGAUGACUAUAUGCCAACACCUACCACAAGACAUUAUGAAAUUUACGGAAUAAUCGGAUUCAUUAAGCUGCUAAGCAGUCAACCUCUUGGUCAGAUUCAAGGGAAGACUAUUUAUGCCAUUACGAGAAUUGCCGUGGUUCCAUUCGAAUAUGAAGAAGCUUGCCGUGUUUUAGACCGUCGUGUUGUCAGAGAGGUUGAUGAGGAUUUGUCAUCGACAUCCGAUACCUUCUCGAUCCCUAUUCCGUCUCAUGGUCGUGUUACAUCCGAAGACGUUGACCCUGCAACAAUAAUGAUAUCAGAGAGGGAGCUAUCAUCCACUCCGGAAUCAACGACACCACUUAGUCAAUCACUUUCCACAGAAAUUACCGAAACUAAGGUUAUGUCAACGGAUGUUACGUCUUCGAGACCUUCCAGAAUUGAAGCGUUCAGACAGCCUGUGAAUUCAUUGUUUGCGAAAAUGAAAUCGGCUUUCACCAAGAGACCUUCGUCAGCUGCGUCUGACACAUCCGAUGAUGCUGACAAAGAUGGCGAGUUCGAGAGUGUAACAAUAUCGGAAACUGUUGUCUUUCGUCAAGUCACCCCUGAGGGUGAAUAUAAGGAGGACGAGAAUGACAAAAAAGAAUGUAAGGAGGAUGAGAACGAUAAAAAGGGCUUUGGGGCGGCUGCUAAGAGAUUAACAGUAAUGGCUUGGGAUGGGCUAAAAAACGAGGUUGUCGGCGUACGCGACGUGGUCGGUUUGAACAACGUAUCGGAUUUUAAG